Anopheles stephensi (Asian malaria mosquito) is the source of this 3213-nucleotide messenger RNA. RefSeq names its product UPF0676 protein C1494.01-like. Gene Ontology annotation, molecular function: dioxygenase activity. The transcript has 5 exons. The coding region runs from base 1808 to 2986 and encodes 392 amino acids. Lineage: Eukaryota; Metazoa; Arthropoda; Insecta; Diptera; Culicidae. The record is from RefSeq and is a predicted model, not a curated record.
UUCUUGUUUGUUUUUCUAUUCAUCAGAAGCGCACGCACAGCAUAGCGAAAAAUAAAAAGGAAGAUCACCGUCCCGUCUCACAUUGACGAAUCUCGCCAACAUACAUUCGUACACACACCCACUCACAUCCAUCAGCAGCAUAUUCCUUGGCACGGGUUUGAGCGGAUUCGUACUGCAAGCUCGCAGCAACAUACACCAAGCCCCAGAUGUUGAACGGGAGAAUCAACGAAUCUCAGGUGUGAAUGAGUGUGUGAAGCAGUGAAUAAAUACAACGACUGAUCCGCGAGUUUUAUGAUCGGUCAGUACAUCAGCAUCAUCAGCAUCGUCGUUGGCCCGUUUUCGAAAGUUUCAAUCCCACCGCCAGAAGCAACCGGACCGAAUACGGUGGUAGGUGUGCGCGUUGAGCUCGUGUCCGAGCCAAAACCGUCCGAUUUCACCCGGUACCGCGUUCAGAAGUGUAGCAGCGCACCUGCAGCGGCGUACAACUGCAACAGCACCGAAUAAGUGCAACGUGUCGUGCGUGUGCCACACACAAGCGCGAUCGUGUGUGCCGUGUUGGAACACUGCAACGCUCGGCGAUAGAAUCAGCGAAAACAUCAUUUGCACACGGCGGCGACGGUGAACUUUGCGACUUGGACAACGCAAGCUCGUUUUAUCGGACCAAACUUAUCAGUGCCGCUAUAUCGCGACUGUGUAAACUAGCAGAACACGCUUACACCGAUACGGGAAUCACCUACGGUGUCCGAUCCCGGAGCGCGGCAACGAGAUUAACGCGCGGUUAGGGGCGUACGGAGGCGAACGUCGUGUCCCUAUCCCAGCUGCCCCGAACGACGGCGGUACGCAUCGACAUUGGUCACACAUGUGUGCGACGGUGCGCCGCGGUGGCAAGCAUUAAGACCGACUCACGGUGUAAAAAUUACGAUCAGUAAGUGAUUCGAGGCCAGCGCGAGCAGUCAGUCACUGGGGUACCCGUACGUGCGAACCGAAACCUUUAAAACGGGGUGGUAGAAUAUUCAGUCACCCUAAGCAGACGUGAGUGGAGUGAAGUGAAUCUACCCGUGCGUGUAUCGGGCCAAAUGAGUUUAGUGUGCUUGUCACGGUGAAUCAGCCACUUGCCUCGAUUGCGUGAAGUGUGGCGUGAACAUUUGAGUCGGAAGGCGAACGAACGAACGAGGAAAUGAUAGCGGGCUAGCUGAUCAUCACCACGGCAACCAACAAAACGUUUGCACCUCGCAACAAAAACAACAGCUGUAGGAAAAAAAACACACACUCAGACCCGUUUAUACAUCGCGUAUGAACUGUGAAAGAUUAAUCGUUUCCGUGAAAUAGUUAGGUCAAGGAAUUGCUUACAAACCGUACAACAACACAGUUGAACGAGUUCCACAGGUUUGCGAGCAACAUUUGGCGUACUGGAGUCACUCGAACCUGGAAUGAAAAAGUGAAAUUGCACCAGUGCUGUUGGUGCAUGCCCAGUGCGCGCGUUUGAUAUUGGUAGUGGUGAAAACAAAAGCCCCCGCAUACGCACCUCAAAACAUACACCACACACACUCACAUUCUCGCGGACGGAUAAGUCGCGAUCGUGCUUGUGCGCGGUGGAGUUGUGCAUAGUUUGUGGUAUCGAAAAAGACAAGAGACCAAUAGCAAGUAGCAGAAGAAACGAUCAGCAUCAAAACCUGUCUCGAGUGCCGUGCCGGAAACCUUGGAAUAGAGACGGACACACACACGUAUACCGGAUCGGGUGGUGGAAACAUAAAAGUGUUGUUCAUCUCAUAACAUUUGCUUAGACACUCGUAACUGCGGCCUCAGCAUGUUGAAGAACAAAACUACCGAGGAAAAGGUUGACACACUGCUGUCGAAGAGUCAAAUACCCAUCAUCGAUCUCGCACACUGUGGUACGGAGGAAUGUCCAAUCCGGUCGGUGGUGAAUCGUGUCGGACAUCAGCUGCACAAAGCGCUCAGUGAAAAAGGCAUAGCGUUGCUGGUUAACCAUGGCAUAUCGGAGGAUAAGAUGAAGCAGGUGUACGGUCAUCUGGACGAUUUCUGCAAGCUUUCGGAUCCCACGAAGGAAACAUACCUGCGCAAAGGCGAAACGAACCACGGCUACAUCAAACCGGGACAGGAACGUUUCGAUGGCAAAUCGAAAGAUCUGCGCCACACGUUUAACAUCUGCACACUGAAGCCCGAGGGACCGUUACCGGACGAACCGCUGCCCGGCUUCCGGGAGCAUGUGUCCGAUCUGGCGACGGAUUUCAAGCGCCUGUCGGCACUGCUCCUGCAGGCACUCGCCGUCGGUAUGGAGCUACCGUGCGGGUACUUUCUCGAGAAGCACCGCCACAUACUGGACGGCGAGGGCGAAAAUCAGUCCACAUUCCGGCUGCUCUACUAUCCUCCGCUAAUCGAAGACGAUGGCAAAAAUGAGCUGCUGCGAGGAACGUGCAAGUACAGCCAGCAACGCUGCACAAAGGACGAAAUCGAUCUGUCCCUGCCCGAAGACUACCGUGCCAAAUUACGGGAAGAGCAGGAAGAGCAGGAACAGCAACAGGUAACACGGUGCGGAGCACACUGUGACUACGGCACCUUUACCCUCCUCGCACAAGACUCGGAAGGUGGGCUGGAGGUGAAGCUGCCCGGUACCGAUCGAUGGAAACGUGUCGGCCAUCUGCCCGGUGCCAUCCUCAUCAAUGCCGGUGAGCUACUGUCAACGUGGACGUGGGAGAAGAUCAGCGCCCUGCAGCACCGUGUGAUUAUUCCGCAGGAGGAAACGAUCCGUACCCGGGGCCGUCAUUCGCUGGCAUUUUUCGUCCAUCCUGACAACUGCAUAUCGAUUACACCGAUCGAUCUGCCAACCUCCAGCUCCUCCAAUUCACUCGAUUCAGAUGAGAAAAAGACCAAAGGACGGAAAAAGUCCUUCAAAACGGCCAAGUCAAAAAUCUACAAUGCGUACCAACACGUGCAACGGCGCUUCAAGGAAACGUACGCGUCGUAGCGUAUUAAUCUUAGUAAGGAAGACAGCAAGCGAUUUGCUUAGAUUUGUCGUCUACUUAAUACGGAUCCAUCCCUUCCCCACGCAUACGACGGACAACGAGGGUUCAUCGGUGCUGUAUUUAUGAGACUUAGCCACCAAUUUAUUCCACCCUUUUCUACUUCCAUCCUAAACUGGUGUACGCCGAAUUUUUUUAACGAAAUAAUAUAAAACAAGAUACAAACCUUCAA